Messenger RNA from Populus euphratica (Euphrates poplar), 309 nucleotides. Its product is annotated as monothiol glutaredoxin-S1-like. Lineage: Eukaryota; Viridiplantae; Streptophyta; Magnoliopsida; Malpighiales; Salicaceae. The transcript has a single exon. The coding region runs from base 1 to 309 and encodes 102 amino acids. The record is from RefSeq and is a predicted model, not a curated record.
AUGGAUGUGUUAGAUGUGAUGAUACAAGAAAAGCCAGUGGUGAUUUUCAGCAAGAGUUCUUGCUGCAUGAGCCACUCCAUCAAGUCGCUUAUACGUGGAUUUGGAGCAAAUCCAACAGUUUAUGAGCUCGACAGGAUUCCAAAUGGACAACAAAUUGAAAGGGCACUAGUGCAGCUGGGGUUUGGACAGAGCGUACCUGCUGUGUUCAUAGGCCAACGGCUGGUUGGUAAUGAAAGGCAGGUGAUGAGCCUCCACGUCCAGAACCAGCUAGUCCCAUUGCUUAUACAAGCCGGUGCUAUUUGGAUUUAG